Messenger RNA from Drosophila virilis, 543 nucleotides. RefSeq lists its product as uncharacterized. Lineage: Eukaryota; Metazoa; Arthropoda; Insecta; Diptera; Drosophilidae. The record is from RefSeq and is a predicted model, not a curated record.
AUGGAACUGAAUUAUAGCGAACUUUUCGAUGAUCUAGAAGUCUACGAAAAUCGGGCGAUUCAAUAUCCUUACAUACCCUUACAGAGCCCACCUAAGCCUGUAAUUAGGAAGCCCAACGAAGCCUUUUAUGUACACCUCCAGGAUGCGGUGCAGGAGCAGUAUCCGGCAUUUGUUAUGGCCUAUCGCCGCAAGUUUAACGCAAAGACCACGGAGCAGAGACACCAAAGAGCCGAGGAGUGCAGGAAGCAUUUCAUUAAUCAGCGCGUGGAUCGACUCUCGAGCAGAUUAGCCAAAGUGGCAUUGCUGACCUCUGACUACCAUGCCAAGCGGAACAACAGCUGGUUAACGUUGCGGAAUCACUCGGUGCAGGACAUGCAGAAACAUCUGCAUAAACACCAGCUCAAGUUGAUGAUGCGCGUGAGGCAACUACGUGCCCAUAAUAAGCAGGUGCAAAAGCGCAGCGAACUAUUGCGAUAUAGAAACUAUCUGACACGCAUUGCACUGCAGCAUGACGAGAAACGGAAACGCAUUGGAAUAUUUUAG